Molecule: messenger RNA, 2263 nt
Organism: Papaver somniferum (opium poppy)
Lineage: Eukaryota; Viridiplantae; Streptophyta; Magnoliopsida; Ranunculales; Papaveraceae
Product: protein NRT1/ PTR FAMILY 5.2-like
Exons: 5
Coding region: 291-2069 (592 amino acids)
Biological process (GO): transmembrane transport; dipeptide transport
Cellular component (GO): membrane
Molecular function (GO): dipeptide transmembrane transporter activity; tripeptide transmembrane transporter activity
Source: RefSeq, a predicted model, not a curated record
CUUACAUACACACCAGAUAUAGUAUUCCAUAAUCCCUGGAAAUAAAAAUCAAUAUCGUCAGUUUCAGUCAAUGAAUGGCGCGACAAAUCAUAACCAGAUCGACAAGCAAAUCAGUUUCUCAGAAUUUAAUACUCCAAUAACCAACUUGCAAAAAAUAAUCCAAAAAUCACAUGCUUUCAAACUUAGCCUCCUCAACUGGAUUCAUAUGUGUCUUAUGCUCAAGACUUCUUCUUUUCACUAGUACUAGCUAGCUGUACAUAUCCUCCCUCAAUGGCGCUUGUAGAGAAAAGAUGGAAGGGAAUAAUGGUCUAGUAGAAGAAAGAGACAUGAGACAUAGAAGAGAAGAACAGUAUACAGAAGAUGGUAGUGUGGAUCUCAAAGGAAGACCUGUUCUUAGAUCUAAAGGUGGAAGAUGGAAAGCUUGUUGGUUUAUCGUCGGGUACGAGACAUUCGAAAGAAUGGCAUAUUACGGGAUUUCAUCGAAUUUGGUUCUGUACUUAACCAGAAAGUUGCAAGAAGGUACUGUUAAAUCAGCAAAUAAUGUGACAAAUUGGGUCGGUACUGUGUGGAUGACCCCAAUCAUAGGUGCAUAUGUUGCUGAUGCUCAUCUUGGUAGAUACUGGACUUUCCUCAUAUCCGCUGCCAUUUAUCUCCUGGGGAUGUGCCUGCUUACUCUAGCAGUUUCAGUGCCAGGAUUAAAGCCAGACGGAGAGCCAACAAAUUUCCAGCUAAAAUUCUUUUAUGCUGCACUAUAUGUAAUUGCAAUAGGUACUGGAGGCACCAAACCAAACAUCUCCACAAUGGGUGCAGACCAAUUCGACGAUUUUGAACCUAAAGAGAGGGAACAAAAGUUAUCAUUCUUCAAUUGGUGGAAUUUUAGCAUCUUCUUUGGAACCCUUGGUGCUAAUACCUUUGUGGUAUAUAUUCAAGACAAUGUAGGUUGGGCACUCGGUUAUGGCCUUCCUACACUUGGACUAGCCAUUUCAAUUUUGGUAUUCUUGGUUGGAACACCAUUUUACAGGCACAAAAUUGUCACAGGAAGCCCCUUCACUAAACUAGCUAAGGUUUUUGUUGCUACUGUCAAGAAUUUGAGGGUACCGUAUCCCAGUGACCCGAAAGAGCUCCAUGAGGUUAGCAUGGACGAGUAUACGAAAGGAAAAUUCAGGAUUGAUCACACCUCUUCGCUAAGGAUUUUGGACAAAGCCGCUAUAAAGACUAACGGUUCUAGCGGAUCGUGGUCGCUGUCUACAGUAACCCAAGUGGAAGAAACCAAGCAAAUGAUGAAGAUGCUUCCGAUUCUUAUCACUUCAUUCAUACCAAGCGUCAUGUAUGCACAAAUAAACACACUUUUCGUCAAGCAAGGUACAGUCCUAGACAGAAGCAUGGGUCCGAAUUUCGAUAUCCCUCCGGCGUGUCUGACUGCAUUCGUUACAAUUUCAAUGUUAAUAUCUCUAGUGGUACAUGACCGUUGGGUUGUGCCAUUGUUUCGAAGAUAUACGAAAGAUCCUAGAGGGAUAUCGUUGUUGCAGAGAAUGGGAGCUGGCUACUUCUUCCAUAUUCUUGUCAUGGUUACCGCUGCAUUAUGUGACCGGAAGAGAUUGAGUGUAGCAAGGGAACAUGGUAUUGAUGCUAAAGGUGAAAUUGUCCCGUUAACCAUAUUCAUACUACUACCUCAGUUCGUCUUGAUGGGGAUCGCUGACGCUUGCGUGUUGGUUUCACAACUCGAAUUCUUUUAUGAUCAAGCACCGGAAGGCAUGAAAAGUGUCGGGACUACGUAUUUUACUACUAGUCUCGGAAUCGGAAACUUCUUAAGUAGUUUGUUUCUGUCAACAAUGGCAGAUAUUACCAAGAAAGAUGGUCAGGAAGGAUGGAUCAGAAAUAACUUGAAUCAGUCGCACUUCGACUAUUACUACUGGUUUCUUGCGGUUCUGAAUGUGCUUAACUUAAUUGCUUUCUUGAUCGCUACAAAAUACUAUGUCUAUAAUGUUGACGUUAUGGAUUUAAAGAAGGAAGAGAUGGAGAACGGUAAGGAGUUGUUGGCAGGUAAUGGGAAUUCACGAGAAAAAUAAGUUAUCGGUUAAAGGAAAUUUGUAAGUAUCAUAUACACUGCAUUACGAAGGGAAAUGUUUUAGGCUCUCGGUUCUUUAGAUUUUCUUUCUUCAAAUGAGAAACCUGUAUGAUUUGAUUUGAUUGUUUUUUAAAAUGUAAAUGAAUUUUACUAGAGUAAGUAAAUUCAGUAGAUGCCUUCGACUAGGCUGCUUCA